GCAAUCCAAUCCCAUAUAUAAAUACUCGCAUAGGCACCCUAAAACCCAAAACAUCAAUCACUUUAGAUUUUUUACACUUGACACUAAAGUCUAAACCAGCCAUGGAUUUUACAAAACUUCUUGCUUUAACAAUAUUGGCAAGCAUUUUUGUGUUGGGUUCGGCUAACUUUUACAGAGAUUUUGACAUAACGUGGGGAGACGGGCGAGGUAAGGUGCUCAACAACGGCGAGCUCUUGACCCUGUCCCUAGACAAAGCGUCGGGGUCGGGGUUUGAGUCCAAGAACGAUUACUUAUUUGGGAAAAUCGACAUGCAACUCAAGCUCGUCCCCGGAAACUCUGCUGGAACCGUUACUGCAUACUACUUACGUUCGAACGAAUCGGCUUGGGAUGAAAUAGACUUUGAAUUCUUGGGCAACCUUAGUGGCGAUCCUUAUAUUCUUCAUACAAACGUUUUUAGCCAGGGAAAAGGGAACAGAGAGCAACAGUUCUACCUCUGGUUCGACCCAACUGCAGAUUUCCACACCUAUUCUCUUCUCUGGAAUCCACAACGCAUCAUAUUCUCUGUGGAUGGUACUCCAAUUAGAGAGUUCAAGAACAUGGAGUCGAUUGGAGUCGCGUACCCGAAAAACCAACCGAUGAGGAUUCAUUCUAGUCUGUGGAAUGCUGAUGAUUGGGCUACAAGAGGAGGACUUGUUAAGACAGACUGGUCUAAAGCUCCAUUCACUGCUUCUUACAGAAACUUCAAUGCUGAUGCUUGUGUUUGGUCAAAUGGUGCAUCUUCUUGCAAUUCUGGGUCUGGGUCUGACUCUGCUUGGUUAUCUGAACAACUCGAUGACACAAAGCAGGGUAGGCUUAAAUGGGUACAACAGAAUUACAUGAUUUACAAUUACUGCACAGACACUAAGCGAUUUCCACAAGGUCUCCCUGCAGAAUGUGCUGCCAAUUAAUCUCUAUUUGCUCAUUCAAUGUUUUGGUGAUGCAAUUCUUUCGUUCAUUGUUUGUAGUUACAGAUUGAUACUUUAUAUGUAUUAUAUUUACAUCAUACAAUAAAAGAAUGAUUUGUUAUAUGUUUA
Molecule: messenger RNA, 1073 nt
Organism: Tripterygium wilfordii
Lineage: Eukaryota; Viridiplantae; Streptophyta; Magnoliopsida; Celastrales; Celastraceae
Product: probable xyloglucan endotransglucosylase/hydrolase protein 23
Exons: 3
Coding region: 102-947 (281 amino acids)
Biological process (GO): xyloglucan metabolic process; cell wall biogenesis
Cellular component (GO): cell wall; apoplast
Molecular function (GO): xyloglucan:xyloglucosyl transferase activity; hydrolase activity, hydrolyzing O-glycosyl compounds
Source: RefSeq, a predicted model, not a curated record